This is a messenger RNA of Apis cerana (Asiatic honeybee), 4800 nucleotides long. Its product is annotated as glycerol kinase. Gene Ontology annotation, biological process: glycerol-3-phosphate biosynthetic process; glycerol metabolic process; triglyceride metabolic process. NCBI's taxonomy places the organism in Eukaryota, Metazoa, Arthropoda, Insecta, Hymenoptera, Apidae. Gene Ontology annotation, molecular function: glycerol kinase activity. Gene Ontology annotation, cellular component: mitochondrion. The record is from RefSeq and is a predicted model, not a curated record.
UUGCAAAUAGAAUUCUUUAUAUUUUUGCGCCAAGUAAUGUAGCGACUUCUGGAGCUUUAUAAAAGCUUUAGUUCUAAUUUUGCCGCUAGAUGGCUACUAUCGUUUAAUAUGUUCUCGCAAGUGCUCGAUCACCUAUGUAAUUUGUAUAUAAGAGAGAAACAGUAACACUCCUGUUGGAUAGUCUGAUGCUUCCCAGGUAAAAAUCAGCGCAUUAUGCGGCCAUUUAACAGACCACAUCAUGUGUCCGGUACUUCACGUACAGCCUUUUAAACCGUGUCGUCAUCGAAAAUUGUUUGUUUACUUUGUAAAACUAACUGUGGAAGUGAACUUGGGACUAUCUUUUUUGUAACUUUUAUUUUAUUGAUUGUCUUGUCGUCUUUUUUUUUAUAUUAUAUAUAUUAAAUUAUAUUUUUUAAUUUUUCAUUUCAUUUUUAAAAAAUUCUAAACUAUUUUCUAAAAUUUUAUAUAUUUUUAAUUAUAUUUAUUUGAUAAAAAAUUUUUAUAUAAACUUUUGUUCAUUAAUAAAAAAAAUAAGACUUUGUUCGCAAAAUUUAUUUUUUAAUAUAUCUUAUAAUGUAUUUCUAAUCAUACUUUAUAUAUCAAUAAUUAAAUUAUCAUGAAAUGCAAAUAUAAUUACAAAUCAAAUAUUAAUCAUAAGAAUAAAAUUUUUAAUAGUUAUUUAGAAAAGAGAAUUCGCGGAAUUCAAUGAUUCUGAAAUGUGUUAUAAAAAAGAUUUUGAUUAAAUUUUUUUUAUACAUAUAAUUGUCGCUCUUAGUUUUCGAGAAAAAAAAAUUGCUAUUUAUUGAAUUUUAUUCAUAUGCAUUUGUAACAAUAUAUACAAUGUAUGUAUGAUUAGUUAAAAAUUGGCAAUCAAUUUUUAUGUUAUAUAUGGAUUAUCUUAUCGAAACUCUAUUUUUUUAUGAAUAUGAGAUUUUUAACUUAUCUUUUUUAAGAUUUAUUUUGUGAUACAUAGAGUAUAUAUAUAUUCAUGCGUCAUCUUUUGGGAUAAUUCUAGAAACCAAAACAAACACAAAAAUUGAUAACACAAAAAUAUCGUUUAUUUAUUAAUUAUGAUUGUAUUAAACAAUUGAAUUGUUGAAUUAAACAAACCGAGAGAAAGAGAAUGAGAUCACUCUGUCUUUACUAUAUCGUUAUUUUAUUCUGCUUUUAUUUCGGUUCAUUCAAUAUUUAAUAAAUAACUUUUUCUCAACUGACUUUCUCAAAUUUUUAUAUAUUUUUGUACUUAUUUUGUUGUCUUUAAAAAUCUAUUCUUCAAAGAUAUAUAAUAUAUUAAUAUUCUAUAUAUACCAUGGAAUUAAAACUUAUAACCACAAUGAAAAAACUUAUAAAUUUUGAUGGAUUUAAAUCAUAACAAAACCACAUAAUAUUGAACUUAAGCAUUUAACGGAUCCUUCAAAUCCGCAGAAAAUAAAGAUACAUAUACAACAAUCGAAAUCAUAACAAUCGAUAUCACAAUAUUAAAUAUAAAUCUGAUUUUGCUAUAAUUAUAAUUUCAUAUUGUUUUAUUAACUCAACAAUUGUUUUAUUAUAUUUUACAAAAUCCAUGAAAUGCUUAAAUUCGCUAUAGUUUCUAUUAGUAGAUAUUAAGUAUGGUGAUAUUAAAUCAUUUAUAUAUAUGUAUAUACAUAUAUUUUCUUUUUAAAUAUUAACCGCCACAAUGUCGUGUCCAUACGAAUAAUUGAUAAAUGGCAGUCGCAUGCUGAUAUAUAGAUAUAUGUAUUAUGCACAUAAAUGAAAUGUUCAGUAUUUAACAAUUAUUUUUGCAAAUAUCUUAAAAACUAAAAGACAAUUAUAUGCAUAGAAAAAAAUUAUUUAAAAUGUUAUCCUCUAUAAUAUAUUCCAAAAUCAUUGAAAUUAAUAAGAAGUCUCUUUUUCUAGAUAAUUACUGAAUUUUUUAUUUAAUGUUUCUAUAUUUAUUCAAAAAUAAAAUUAUAUAACUUGUUUCUUAAAUUCUUAAGAAAUUCGGUUUCUUAAAUUCAAUUAUGUCUGAUUUCUCUUUUUUCAUUGUAUGAAAUUAUGUUAAUAUAUUCGGCAACAAAAUAAAUAAAAUUCUUUUACGUUUUCAUCGCGUAAAUAACAAUGAAUUGAUUUCUAUAUCAGCGGUAAUUGAAGAUCCACGUAAAUGCGAAAUGUCGCUGUUGGCUAUGAUUACAACGCGUGGACGACACACGAUUCUUAAGAGACGAAUAGAAACGAAACGUCGAAUGAUACGUAAUCGGUUUGAAGUGAGACGAAGCGGGAGUAAGUUACGGUGUGUUCCUGUUUCGUGAGAAUUAGCGCGUGUGUCGCUGUUAUUGGAUUAUUAAUCGAUGAUGAUGGAAGAAGAAAAGGCGGAAGCAGUUGCAAAGAAUGGAGAUCCAGAGGUGAAAGAAGAAACUGAGAAAGACGAAGAUGGAAUGUUUGAUGAAUCCAGUUUUCCGGAGCUGGAGCGCACGCAAACCGGUCGCAAAACAAGUAUUUUCAAGUACUAUUCAUUUAAAGAGAAAGAUAUAAUGCCAAAUUCAGUAAAAAAACCAGGUCCUCUUAUUGGAGUAAUUGAUGUUGGCACGCGAACUGUUCGCUUUGUGGUAUUCAAUGCGAAGCAUGUAGCUGAAGUGGCAUCUCAUCAAAUCGACAUAGAACAAAUAAGUCCGCAAGAAGGAUGGAUGGAACAAGAUCCCAAAGAAAUUCUUUUUGCGGUAAAGGCUUGCAUCAAAGAUGUUAUACGGAAAUUAGACAUGUUAGGUUUAAAAAUGGAUGAAAUAGUAACAAUUGGUAUUACGAAUCAAAGAGAAACUACUGUAGCAUGGGAUGCAAUGACUGGUGAACCAUUAUACAAUGCAAUAGUAUGGUCCGAUAUUAGAACAAGUUCAAUUGUUGAUCAAAUAAUAGCUAAAUUUCCGGAUCAAAGUAAGAAUCAUAUUAAACCUUUAUGCGGUUUGCCAGUGAGUCCAUAUUUUUCAGCAUUAAAAAUACGUUGGAUGAAAGAUAAUGUGCCUACUGUUAGAAAAGCGAUGCGUGAUAGGCGAUGUAAAGUGGGUACGAUGGACACUUGGAUCGUUUGGAAUUUAACGGGUGGCAAAGACGGUGGAUUGUAUAUUACUGACGUAACAAACGCGUCAAGGACCAUGUUAAUGAACAUAGAAACUCUUUCAUGGGAUCCCACGUUGUGCAGAUAUUUUGAUAUUUCUAUGCAAAUGUUGCCAGAAAUUAGAAGCAGUGCUGAAAUUUAUGGAAAAAUUGCAAUCGGUCCAUUAAAGGGUAUCACUAUAUCUGGUAUUUUAGGAAAUCAGCAAUCAGCUUUAGUUGGACAAAAUUGUUUAAAGAAAGGACAAGCAAAAAAUACAUAUAGAAGUGGAUGUUUUUUACUCUGUAAUACGGGAACAACACGAGUAUAUUCUUCUCAUGGAUUAGUUACAACGGUAGCUUAUCAAUUAGGUCCAAAAAGUUCAGCUGUUUAUGCAUUAGAAGGUUCAAUUGCAGUAGCAGGUGCAGCUAUUAAAUGGUUACGAGAUAAUAUGAAACUCAUAAAGGAUGUACAUGAAAGUGAACAUUUAGCACAAAGUGUUUUUAGUACUGGCGACGUAUAUUUUGUGCCAGCUUUUACAGGAUUAUAUGCUCCAUAUUGGAGAAAAGAUGCAAGAGGAAUUAUUUGUGGACUUACUGCAUUUACAACAAAACAGCAUAUAAUAAGAGCAUCAUUAGAAGCUGUCUGUUUCCAAACUAGAGAUAUUUUAGAAGCUAUGUAUAAAGAUUGUGGUUUUCCAUUGACCAAAUUAAAUACAGAUGGAAAAAUGUCAACAAAUAAUCUUCUUAUGCAAUUGCAAGCAGAUCUUUGUGGUACACCAGUAUUUAGGUCCACAAUGCCAGAUAUUACAGCUUUAGGCGCAGCAAUGGCAGCAGGUCAUGCAGAAGGUGUGGAUAUUUGGGAAUUAGAAGGUGAAGAAAUAGAAACAGUAUCAACUGAUACAUUUUUGCCAACAACAACACCAGAAGAAAGAGAUGCCAGAUAUAAAAAAUGGAAGAUGGCAGUUGAAAGAAGUUUAGGUUGGGCAGCAGUAAAGAAAUCUGAUCAAAUGACAGACGAAAGAUAUUAUGUACUGGCGUCGAUUCCUGCAAGUUGGUUCUUAAUGACAAGUUUUAUUUUAUUACGAUUAAGUUAUUAUUUGAAAAAUCGGUGACAACAUUUGUAUUCUUACAAUGGAGGAUCACUUAGAUAGCAAAUAGCCCAUAUUGUAUUAAAAAUACAAAUAGUAUGGCUGUCAAACAUUGAUAGUAGAUGAAAUAUGGCCAUUAUUAAUUAAAAAAAAAAAACAAAAAAUAGUACAAGAUGCUACUUUGAUUUACUCAUGCUUAUAAUCUUGUUAAAAAAGAUUAAUAUAAUUACUUAAACGAAACGCGACAAAACAAAAAGCAUGGAGCUUUUUUAAAAAUAUAUUUUAAAAAAAGAAUUUUUUUUUCUAUCUUUUUUUUUAGAAACAAUAUAUGUGUGUAAUUUGGAAAAUUCAUUUAUUCGUUAUUUUUUAUUGAUUGUUAUAUAAAAUAAUGAAAUAUUUCAUGAAACAUUACUGCCGUAUUUAUAAAGUCAGGAUUAUGAUUUUGUAUAAUUUUAUAAAAUUGUAAACAUUCACAUAAUAUUUUAAGGCUUUAUAAAUUGAUUAAAUUUUUCCAAUUUAAUCUGUUUUUGUGAAUUUCUAUUAUAUAUUUAAUUUAUUUGUUUUUUGUCAAAUAAUCCAUGUAUAAUAUUAAAACUAUUGUAUCAUAAAAGUAAGAAUAUAAAUAUAUGUUUGUCUUCGUUUA